This is a messenger RNA of Funneliformis mosseae, 2235 nucleotides long. Lineage: Eukaryota; Fungi; Glomeromycota; Glomeromycetes; Glomerales; Glomeraceae. The record is from the annotation of a GenBank genome assembly.
AUGGGAGUACCUGGCUUUUUUAAAUGGUUAUCUUUACGUUAUCCUCAUAUUGUAGAAACAGUCAAAAAAACACCACGAAGUAAAACAGAUUUUUUGUAUUUAGAUAUAAAUGCUUUAUUUCAUGUCGCAAUUCGUAGUAAGAAAUUCUCUAAAAAACCAAAGACUCCACGUCGAGUAUUAUCAAAAGUUUUUAAAGAGAUGGAUAAUGCAUUCAGCGUUUGUGAACCACAAAUAUUGGUAUAUAUAGCCAUGGAUGGUGUUGCUCCUAGAGCAAAGAUGAAUGAACAAAGAUCAAGAAGGUACUUGGCUCAAACUAAUCAAGGGUCUUCUGAUUCAUCCGAUAUUUCAACAAGUGAACCGUUAGAAGGUGAUAAUUCGUUGAGAGCAAAUCAUGGGAAAGGUUCCGGAUUUUUUGUCCCGGUUGAUUCUGUUGCGAUAUCAGCUGGAACCUCUUUUAUGCAAUCAGCGAAUGAUGCUAUUAAAUUUUAUAUUUAUCAACGCUUAAAUGGCAAAGCAAAAAAUCUUCAAGUCAUAUUCAAUGAUUCUAGUGUAGCGGGCGAAGGUGAACACAAGGUCUUUCAAUUUUUAAACGCGCAACGCAAGGAACCAGGCUAUAAUUCAAAAUUCCGACAUAUAGUUUGCGGAGGAGAUGCUGAUUUCAUCAUGUACGCUUUGUUAACACAUGAACCCAACCUGCGUAUUUUACGACCAGGAACUAAUGGCGAUGAUGUCGUGCUUUACAUAAAUAAACUUCGCAAACAUAUUUUACAUGAUAUGGUAGUACCUCAAUUAAUUGCAGAGAUCAAUGAGGAAAAUAUAAUCGAAGAUUUUGUAUGUAUUGUAAAUUUACUCGGUAAUGAUUUUAUGCCAAGGUUAACGCAUUUAGGUGAAACACGAGUGGAUCUCUUAUUUCGUGCGUACCGAAAUUAUUUUAAUAAAUAUCGCACUUAUAUCACCAAUAAAGGUGGAUUUAUCAACAUGGAACAAUUUCUCAGUUUUAUCAAGUUUAUAGGAGAGAGAAAAUUCUAUAAUAGUAGUACCUCGAACUUGAACUCUGCUCCUGUAAGCGAAGUAGCAGCCAGAGCCAAUGAUUACAUAAAGACAAUUUGUUGGGCUUUACAAUAUUAUUCUGGUGACUGUCCAAGUUGGAAAUAUUAUUACCCUCAUCAUAAGCCACCAUCUAUUGAAGAAAUAUUGAGACAUGUGCAUGCGGAAGGUUUUGAUCAAACCUUCAAUGCGGACACUCCGAUGCGACCAUUUGAACAAUUGAUGUGUAUCAUUCCUCCAGUAUGCCAUUAUCUUUUACCUGAACCUUUCCAUGAUCUACUUACGGGUCCAAAGUCACCAAUAAUAGAAUAUUAUCCUACAAAAUUUAGUAGUUCAAAUUGUAAAGCUAUUUUGCCAUUUAUUGAUGAGAAGGUUUUAUCGCAAGCAAUGAUGCCACGAUAUGCUUUACUAGGCCCGGAAGAUGCACGUAGAAAUGAAGUUAAUGGGUAUGUACACAUUUACGCGGGGAAAAAUUCGACUACUUAUUCAACCAUAUAUUCACUUUGUAUGGCGAGAGGUGGAAAAUCCGUCUUUUCUGCAAAUUCGGUUGUUUUUGGACAAUUAUAUCAUGAUGGACCGAAGCGAUCAUCAGUUGAAUCACCGAUUAACGAAUGGCAUAAUAUUAAUUACAAUUCGGUCGUUAACGCUGAAUUUAGAUUGCCAAACAUUCUUAGUGAUUCAUCGUUCAAGAAUCGAGUUAAUUCCUUACAAUCUAACACAAUGCAACCUUCAAGUACUACAAAUAACGAACUUUACAAUCAUCAUCAACCAUCGUCGUCAUUAUCGAGCUCCCGAAAUUAUAAAGUUAUCUCAUCCAACUCAAAUGUGUUAAUGGCUAAUACAAAUAUACCCAAAGGAAAUUCAAAUUCGGAGGAACGACCAAAUGCGAAAGUAGGAUUUUUCACAAAUCAGCAUAGGAGUUUGCUUCAAGGGAAUACCUCAAUUAAUUCAACAUCUCAAUUUCGGAAUGAUGGGACAGUACUUCCGGGGAACGCAUCAAAUUUGCGAAAUUUUACAACUAAUAUUUUAAGGUCACAUACGCCAAUACCCUCAGAAAGUCAAAAUGUAAUUUUCCAAUCACAAGUUCAAAAUCGGACGCGCCCAGCAGACGGAAGAUAUUUUGUUGAUCAAAAUGUAACAUUUAAAAAUUAUUAUGAUAAAAAUUACUACUUUUUACCGAAAAGAUAA